AUGGAAGAGACCCGGAAACCCAAACCGAUCCUCACGCCUCACGACGAUUUCAAGACCAACGGGUUUUGGAAUGAGCCCAUGCGUCAAUGCAGUAGCAUUUCGUUCCAGGUUUCGGACACCAAACAUCGUGGGUCCCUGAGCACGGACCCAUCGCAGAUCGACCUCUCCAACACCAAGGCAGCAGCUAUGAUGAUGCCAAUACCUUCUGUUCGGCCCGUUGACCCGAUGUUGCCUUUUACCCAAUAUCUGCAGAAGAAGGACGACGACAAGUUGCACAUUUUGAUCGGAGCCACUGGUUCUGUGGCUACGAUAAAAAUUCCCCAGAUGAUCGAUAAGAUCUUCCAGGUUUACGGCCACGACAAAGUGAGUGUGCAACUGGUGUUGACACCGAUGGCGGAAUUCUUCAUCCGGGGGUUGAGAAUCCCGAAGAAUGUCAAGGUCUGGCGUGAGGUGGAGGAAUGGUCUAGUCCUAUGACCAAACCAGGUGACCCUAUACUACACGUGGAAUUGAGAAAAUGGGCUGAUAUUUUCCUUGUGGCCCCGUUAUCGGCCAAUACACUUGCUAAGAUGGCCAAUGGUCUUUGCGACAACCUGCUAACGUCUCUAAUAAGGGCCUGGAACCCGGUGGCCCCGAUCCUGGUGGCUCCUGCUAUGAACACUUUCAUGUAUACGAACCCGAUGACUGCCAAACACCUGCAGAUUUUGAAGGACGAGUUCAAGCACGUGACUGUACUGAAGCCGGUAGAGAAGGUACUUGUCUGCGGCGAUAUUGGAAUGGGUGGAAUGAGAGAAUGGUCGGAUAUCGUGGAUAUCCUGGUUGAUAGGUUGGCCGAGAUGAAAGCUAAGGAGGGGGAGAAGAGAGAAGAUAGUGAUUGA
Molecule: messenger RNA, 876 nt
Organism: Kuraishia capsulata CBS 1993
Lineage: Eukaryota; Fungi; Ascomycota; Pichiomycetes; Pichiales; Pichiaceae
Exons: 1
Coding region: 1-876 (291 amino acids)
Biological process (GO): coenzyme A biosynthetic process
Cellular component (GO): phosphopantothenoylcysteine decarboxylase complex
Molecular function (GO): FMN binding; phosphopantothenoylcysteine decarboxylase activity
Source: RefSeq, a predicted model, not a curated record